CAAGCCAAUAAUUAAGUUGUUAUUCUUUUUCCUCAGUCAUAAAACUUAGAACAUUAUGGGUAGAAUUUUCGUAGCUGCACUAACUUUAUUAGUAACCCUUCAAGUUUUACAUGUUCCUAUAGCUUUUGCUGCUACAACAGGAAAGAAACUAACAAUUUUGAGCAUCGAUGGAGGUGGUAUCAGAGGAAUUAUUCCUGGCACCCUUCUUGCUUUCCUUGAAUCCAAACUUCAGGAACUUGAUGGACCAAAUGCAAGAAUUGCGGAUUAUUUUGAUGUGGUAGCUGGAACGAGCACAGGUGGAUUAAUAGCCACCAUGCUAACAGCUCCAAACAAAGAUAAUCGUCCUUUAUAUGCAGCAAAAAAUAUUACAAAUUUCUACAUGGAUCAUGGCCCUAAAAUCUUCCCUGAGAGCAGUCGCAGCAGCUUCUUGAAAAGGCUAACAAAUAUAUUUGGGGGACCAAAAUAUGAUGGAAAAUAUCUGAAAACGUUGGUUAGGUCGAUAUUAGGCAAUCUUACUGUGACGCAAGCAUUGACUCAAUUAGUCAUCCCAUCUUUUGAUAUCAAGCGCCUUCAAGCCGUCGUCUUCACAACUAGUGAUGCCAAAGCACAUGUCUCUAAGGAUGCUUUACUAUCGGACGUCUGCCUUGGUACCUCAGCAGCACCAACUUAUUUCCCUGUACAUUAUUUCGAGACAAAGGAUUCUCAAGGCAAAACACGUACAUUUGAUCUUGUUGACGGAGGUGUAGCUGCAAAUAAUCCCACUCUAGUGGCAAUUACUCAAACUUCGAAAGAAAUCAUGUUGGGUAAAUUGCGAAACGCGAACUUGAAACCCAUGGACUGCAAGAAAAUGUUGGUUCUGUCACUAGGCACAGGUAUAGCAAAGGAUGAAAAGAAGUAUAGCGCGGCGGCGGCUUCAACGUGGGGUGUACUUGGUUGGUUGUACAACAAUGGUGCAAGUCCAUUGCUAGACGUUUUUGGUGAUGCAAGUGCUGAUAUUGUCGAUGUGCACCUCUCUACCAUAUUUCAGUCCCUUGAGAGCGAAAAGAAUUAUCUUCGAAUUCAGGAUGAUAGUUUGAGUGGGGAGGCUGCAUCUAUGGAUGUUGCAACGAGAAAGAACAUGGAGGCACUUGUGCAAAUUGGUAAUGAUCGAUUGAAGAAGGCUGUUUCAAGGGUUAAUUUAGACACUGGCCGCUAUGAAGAAGUUACUGGCGAAGGGACCAAUGAAGAAGCUCUUAUUCGCUUUGCUAAGUUGCUUUCAGAGCAAAGAAAAAUUAGGCAACCACUUGACGACUUCUCUUCCACAAGAAAAAUACUCUAAGAAUUUUUUCUACCAAUAAGAGAAAACUCUUA
Messenger RNA from Solanum verrucosum, 1350 nucleotides. RefSeq names its product patatin-like protein 1. Gene Ontology annotation, molecular function: monoacylglycerol lipase activity; glycerophospholipase activity. The transcript is spliced from 6 exons. The coding region runs from base 56 to 1318 and encodes 420 amino acids. The record is from RefSeq and is a predicted model, not a curated record. NCBI's taxonomy places the organism in Eukaryota, Viridiplantae, Streptophyta, Magnoliopsida, Solanales, Solanaceae. Gene Ontology annotation, biological process: lipid metabolic process.